AUGGGCGCUUUCAACAACGGGAACAUCCAUGAGGGUGAAUAUGUGCUGAUUCCCAUGCGAACAACUUUGCCCAUAAAUGCCACUGCUAGUUCUACGUCCCUGAUACCCACUCCGGUUAGACACCAGCUGCCUCGUCCAGGUCGCCAGGAACACAUCGAAACUUGCUCAAACCCACGAAACUGCAGCUUUGCUUAUCCAGAUUCUUCCAAAGAAAGUGAGGAUGGUGUUUCCCUUGAAGAAGUGUUACCUUUGGUCCACAAAUGGACACACACUCAUUCCAUCCUCAGCGUGACUCCUGCUCCAAAGAAAGAGUUGAUCUUUUGUGGAACGCAAGACUCUAAUAUCAUGGUGUUUGACUUGAAGAGCUAUAACUUGAAGCAUGUGAUCAAUUGCGGUAAAAAUCAUUUUGCCACUUCAGUGCUUUGUUUGACAAUCAGCGAAGAUGAGCGGUUUCUAUUCAGUGCUGGGUCGGACUCAUUAGUAAAAGUGUGGGACUUGUUUCCCUUUGAUGACAUUGAUGCAACAGAAUACUCAAUUCCCUGUACUCAUAUUGUCUACUCCUCCAUGGAUAUUGGUGAUAUCUUCUCCAUUUACUGGUCCGAGAAGCUACUGGCCCUAUUCAUCGGCUCUCAAAAUGCUUCUAUCAUGUGGUGCCACUUGCCUUUGGGCAGAGACGUGGACAUCAAAAUUGCCCGGUCGAUUGAGCGUCUUCCGCAUUUCAGGUACGAUAAGUUCUUUGACUCUAAAGGUCCGGGUGGUUUCAUUAACAAGACUCAGUCUGCCCAUCAAAUGCUUAAGAACAGUCUGAACUCAGAGGUGAAUCCUUGUCUCGUCGAAAUUCCUAUAACUGAUAUGAUCCGCUUCGCUCAUAACGGCUAUGUUUACUGUAUGGAUUUUUUAACUGAAGCAAAUGCUGCUGCGUUUUGCGAUCUACAUCAGUCCCAGUACGAUAGCUUCUUAGCCAGCUGUGGCGGUGAUGGCUAUAUCAAAAUAUGGGGCGUAACAGCAUCAAUUGAUGGCUCCAUCUCGCUCUCCUUAAUCAACAAACUCGAUAACGACGAGUCAAUUCUCUCGAUGCAUGUCAUCGACUCGACUAUAUGUGUUGGGCUAGGCGACUCUACAGUCAAUGCAUGGGAUUUGACUACAUGUCAACUUACUCGUUCUUUCAAAUUUAUUUCACCCCAAUCCAGAGCUGAUGAAGUUCUUUCGUUGUGCUUUCACAAUGGGUAUAUCUAUAAAGCCACCAACUUAGGUGGACUCUGCAAGUUUCCUCUUAGAAUGGACAUACACUGCGAUGGAGCAGAUGGGGAUGAGAAAACGAAAACACAUCCCAUCAGAAGUGCUGUGGACCUCAACUCCUUAACUCAAGACCCAUGGAAUCUUGAAGAGGGUUUGGUGUUCUCUGUUCAGAAAUUCAGAUACAGAGGCUCAACAUAUCUAUUAUCAGGUGGACUUGGUUCCCUCUGUCUCUGGAACUUAAGUGUUAUUGAUGAUUCAGUACCUACAUCGGCCAAUGACACGGGUAACAUUCUCAAGCUUUCUAGCGAAGCCGAUAUCUCCAACGAGCAUAUGCUACAGUCAUUAAGAAGAAUCAUAUCCUACAAGACCAUCUCAAAGCAUCCUGGCACAUAUCUUGAAGAUUCCAGAAGAUGUGCACAAUUUUUGGUUAAACUUCUCCGUUUGCUAGGAGCCACUAAAGCAAACCUACUUCCCGUACCGAAUUGUAACCCGGUGGUGUUGGGAAAAUUCGAAAAGAAUGACAAAAGAAACACGAAAUCUGAGACUAAGACUCUCCUUUGGUAUGGCCACUACGAUGUCGUAGAGGCUACCGCUGAUAAAGAAUGUUGGUCCACAGAUCCCUUUGAGCUAGUUGCUAAGGAUGGAAAUUUGUACGCAAGAGGUGUGUCUGAUAAUAAAGGACCAACUUUAGCAGCCUUCUACGCUGUGCUGGACCUUCAUAUGAAAGAAGAGCUUCCAAUAAAUGUAGUCUUCAUAAUUGAAGGCGAAGAAGAAUGUGGAUCAAUCGGCUUCCAACAGGUCAUCAACGAACACAAACCCAUCAUCGGUCCGGUAGACUUUAUCUUGUUGUCCAAUUCUUAUUGGUUAGGGGACGAUGUACCAUGUCUCAAUUAUGGCUUGAGAGGAGUUCUCAAUGCAUCCCUAAGCGUCACCUCAGACAAGCCAGACAGACACUCUGGAGUGGAUGGCGGUGUUUCCAAGGAACCCACUAUGGACUUGAUUCAAAUUCUCGGUCAACUCAUCUGCUCCAACCUGAACAGAAUUAAGAUACCCGGCUUUUACGAUGAUGUCUUGCCAAUUGAUGAGACUGAGUUAAAGCUUUAUGAGAGAAUAAAAGAAGUCUCUCUCUCACUCGGUGUCACGAACACCGAUCUUGAUACUUUAUUGGCAAAGUGGAGAAACCCUUCAUUGACAAUUCACAGGCUAGAUGUAUCAGGGCCAAAAAACAAUACAGUCAUUUCACAGAGAGCACAAGCUUCCGUAUCUAUUCGAGUUGUUCCCAAUCAAGACCUUCGAAAAAUAAAGCAGGCCUUUACUUCUUACAUGCAAGCAACCUUUGACUCUCUUAAAUCAGAAAACGAACUCAAAAUCGAUAUUUUCCACGAGGCCGAGCCUUGGUUAGGUGAUCCAAACAACUUGGUUUUCAAAAUACUAUAUGAUAAUAUUAAAAAGCACUGGGGCCCAUCAUACCCUGAUCCUUUAUUCAUCAGAGAGGGCGGCUCGAUUCCUUCCAUACGUUUCUUGGAGAAGGCUUUCGAUGCACCAGCUGCACAAAUACCUUGCGGUCAAGCCAGUGAUAAUGCCCACCUCAAGGAUGAGAAGCUUCGUAUAAUUAAUCUAUUCAAGUUGAGGGCCAUCUUGACUGACACUUUUAAGGAACUAGGUGUAAGUCCUACAGCAUAG
Messenger RNA from Candidozyma auris, 2922 nucleotides. Its product is annotated as glutamine amidotransferase subunit DUG2. Gene Ontology annotation, biological process: proteolysis; glutathione catabolic process. The coding region runs from base 1 to 2922 and encodes 973 amino acids. The record is from RefSeq and is a predicted model, not a curated record. The transcript has a single exon. Lineage: Eukaryota; Fungi; Ascomycota; Pichiomycetes; Serinales; Metschnikowiaceae. Gene Ontology annotation, molecular function: peptidase activity; protein binding.